This is a messenger RNA of Bombina bombina (fire-bellied toad), 355 nucleotides long. Its product is annotated as ketohexokinase. The record is from RefSeq and is a predicted model, not a curated record. Gene Ontology annotation, molecular function: ketohexokinase activity. Lineage: Eukaryota; Metazoa; Chordata; Amphibia; Anura; Bombinatoridae. Gene Ontology annotation, biological process: fructose metabolic process.
UUUCAUCAGAUCAGACUUUCAGAAAAGGGGAAUCGACACGCGCAGUAUUAGCUGGCAAAGUCGCGGUGACACCCCCUGCGCAUGCUGCCUUGUCAACAUCUCUAAUGGGUCACGGACUGUCACACUGUAUGACACGAACCUCCCCGAUGUGACGGCUGACGAUUUUGAAAGAGUGGACCUGACCCAGUACAAAUGGAUUCACUGGGAGGGCAGGAAUGCAGAGGACCAAGUGAAAAUGAUCCGGAGAGUGGAGGAACACAACAAGACCCGUGACCCGAUGCAGCGCAUCUCCAUGUCUGUAGAGAUUGAGAAACAGAGGGAGGAGUUAUACCAGCUGUUCUCGUACGGUGACCUG